Messenger RNA from Caenorhabditis auriculariae, 12372 nucleotides. The record is from the annotation of a GenBank genome assembly. NCBI's taxonomy places the organism in Eukaryota, Metazoa, Nematoda, Chromadorea, Rhabditida, Rhabditidae.
AUGAUGCGAUUCGGUGGGUCAACGUCGUCCGCAUUCUCGACGCCGUCAACGUCGCCGGACAUUUUACGCGCCGCCGUGACGUCAUCGUCGAAGCCAGAAGACGUCGCGACAUCUUCUGCGACGAAUCCGACGACGAGACGACGUCUUCCGCCCUUCGACCAGCGGGUCAUCGCCCAGCAGCAGCAAUUCCUCGCCUCAAUGCCUCGGAACGGACUUUUCAACGAUGAGGCUGACCUGGCCUGCUUGGUUCGUUACAGAUUUUCAUAGAAAGAAAAAAGGUUCAUUUUGAGAAAAUUCAGGUUGAAUAGGAUAUAGUCCAGUUAGAAGAGUUAGAGACUCAAGAAAUGGGAAUGGCUAGAGUUAUUAAUUGAGAAGCAUGUUACUGUCAUGAAUUACUGCUUCAAAGAUGCCUCUAAAAUUUCACUUUAUCUCAUUAUUUUGUUUCUGUCUGUAUUGAAGGUUGUAUUUGGAAUGGCUAUUCCGUCAUUUAUAUCUCAGAGAAGGAGAAAAAAGCCAUUCCGAGUGCGGCUCUGAAAGUACAAAAUGAAAGUCCCGUUCCCGAAUAUUUUUGAAGAAGAUUUUUAGUUUUUCAAUCGUAACAGGAAUUUCUUGAUCUUCGUAAUUCUAAUCAAAUUCACCUCAUUUUUGACGACCGCAAUGGGAAUGGCUUUUCCUUAACAUUUUCUUUUUGUUUGUCGGCUUUUUGAACCAUUUUCACAUCCAUGGAGCGCAUGUGUUCUUUUGUACACGGCUGUCUGAGCUUUGCCUUUUCAAAAUUUUAACGAAAUCCAUUCGGAAUGCAACUUUCUUUGAGAGAAGAAGAAAAAGCUCUGUAAUCAUCCUCGCUAUUUCCCCUAAUAAAAAGCCGAAAUAUUUUUCAAAAAUUAAAAAGCAAAAGUCAAACAAAAUGGCCGUGAAGCCGGUCAAACACACCUGCGGGACCGAAUAUUGCCCUCAGAUUGGCCUUUUGCGUGGCGAAAAACAAGCGGCUACUGUUCAAAUAGAGCGAAAAGAUAUACAAAAGAGGACGACGUUUUUUGAAGAGGCUUGUCACAUAAUUAGUGCGAAAAUCUCUUUUCUGUUUUCGAGUUCUUUAACUUUAAAUUCAUAUCCGUGAAAUAGAGUUCAUUUUUCGAUAGAUAAAUGGUCUGGAACGGGAAAAAUAGUACUCAAUUUUAUAUCUUUUUUGUUUUAUCACUUCAUUAUUUAUUUUUUUUUAUAGAGUGACUAGAAAUUUUUUGAACCUUGUUUAAUUAUUUCAUCAUUACUCAAUUCCUAAUUGUUUGAAUUAGGUUUUUAUUCUUUUGAUUACUCGACAACUUUAAAAAAAACACUAGAAGUUCUUUUUUUUUGAAAUUAUCUCUUUAAUGAGAUCUUCUUAUUAAUUGGCUUGCUUGGAAAAAAAAUCCUUCGUUUCAAAAGUUUUUCCGUUUCUCCAGUUUUGCUUGUUUGAUCAUCCCCAUUUGAAGGCUCUCCUAACACCAAUCAAUACAAUAUAACAACCCAGAAUUUGAAUUUGCAACCUACAAAAUGCGAAAACAAACAAACAUGCCCACGCUAUUGCUAUUGAGAACAGACGGGUUUUUUUCUCUUUUUUUUUCUUUUUCUUAAAAGGGAUGAUUCAUAGAAACUCUAAACAUUCUCUUUUUUCCCUGCCCCUUUUUAGCUGAAAAAUGACGUGCCCUGGAAAAUUUUUCAUUUUUUUUCAAUACGAUCCCAUGAACAAAUAGAUAGAUUUUCCUGGGGGUGACGGAAAAAGUUCCAAAAGAGAAAAAAAAAACCGAAUUUCUGUGGACAAAGUAAGUCAUAUGGACUGUUUGAAGUGCCUCGGAAAGUUCUUUAUAUUGGGCCAAGUUUGAUGGUAACGAAUCCAGAAAAAAACUGCCGCAGAGUGACGUUUUUUUGCGCUCCAAGGAUAGAAAAAUGGUUCAGUUGAGAUAUUUGAGAACUAUGGUUUACAAAAGAGGUUAUUUUUCUUGGAUAAUCUGAGAACGUAAAGAAGGGGAAAAAAGCCAUUCCAAAUGCGGCCAUCAAAUUAGGCCAAUUGCAUUAGGUUUAUGAAUACAUGAAAAUUGAUUAUAUAUUCAUUGACAAUUUAAAAAAUGAGGUUGGAAUAUCUUUUGGAGUUGUAAAAAAAAAUGGAUGAUCUCUUUUAUUCAUGUGAAGUUGUCAGAAAAAGCCAUUCCAAAUGCGGCCCUUAAACAAGAUCAAGCAUUAUAAACCUAUGAAAUUUCAUUAGAGUCAGACUAGUUGAGCUUAAUUAAUUUUUUGACCUCCACCGGCUGAUCUGAAACUUUUUUCGAUGUUUGCAAGGCUUAAUGAUCAAAUAAGUAUUGAAGAAGUGAUUUUUCAGGGCCUCGGAACGGUCCAGCAGCCCCAGCAUCAUCAGAUGUCCCCUUGGGCUCCGGCGCCACUGAUCAACACCAUCCACGGCCUCGGACCCGACACCUCCGCCGAUCAGGCGCCGCUUCAUCGAAGGAGGAAAGAUCAAGGUGAUUUUGGGCUUUUUUAAAAAGUUCCAUCAUACAUGAGCAAGUGAAGAACUAAAUAAGUUUGGGAGGAGAGCUUUGGUUUACGGAAUUGAACUGAAGUAACGGGAAAAAAUGGCUUCAAUACCCAGAGAGAUGGUAAUUAGGUAAAUUUUAAAAAAGUUUCAGUUUUAGGAAAGUAGCUCUGAAAAUGUUGUCAAAAAGUAUAGUAUCAUUUUUAAAAACGCACUUUCAAAUCAAGAUUUUCAUGGAAACUCGGUUUUCCGGUUUAAAAAAAUUUCACGAGCUUUUUGAGGGCUCUUAGUCUCUUUGAAGCAUAAUGUUAUCAUACAUUGAAAUUUUUUUGAUUGAUUUAUAUUUUUUUAUUGUUUUUUUCGUUUGAUUUCAACAUUUUUUUCAACUUGUUUUUUUGGAAUUUCGCCUUCCGUAGGAAAGUUUCCGUUUCAAAAACUCGAGACUUGCAGAUUUUCAUAGUAGAAGUUUUAAAAAUCAAUGAAUUUUGGAAAAUUAUCUUUUUUACUUCAAACUCAAAUACGUAUGUUCCAGGCGAAUCGGUCAACGACGAUGGAUUCGAAGAAGAGAAUCGGAAUCACCGGAGUAAAAGCCAACGAAGCGCGUUCCCAGGAAUGAGAGGUGAGAAUUCUUUGUCCAAAUAUUCCAAAGAAAGAAAGUCUGAUCAACUCGAUUGCCGGAACAUUUCUAUGCUCUCGCAUCGGGAAGGAUUUGUUUGAACAUGAUCCAAUAAUAUUGGAAUACAUUGCCCUUUUCUGUAUCGCUCGUGUGUAUUUGUGAGGCGAGCAUCGGAACACCUUUUAUGCGCAAAAAUGGGUUUGAAUAGAGUAGUGAUUGGAUUUUUUUAGAUUGUGUAGAGCUAUUGCGUGUUUUAGGGCAGUUGGAAUGAGUUUGGAGGCCUUUUUGAGCUUUUGGGGGUGAGUUCUUUGAGAGCUUUUGACAUGAACUUUGCCAAUUUUGUGAAAAGAAUUUAUAAAACUCAGAAGUAAUAGAUUUUUUUUAGAUCGUGUAGAUUUAUAGGUUGUUUUAGUUUAGUUGGAGAGUGUUUAAAGGAUUUUUUGAGCUUUUAGAAAGUUGGGAGAGUUGUUUGAGGUUUAAGAUAAUUUUUCCAUGAAACUAAUAUAAUAAUAUUUCAUUUAUAAGCUCUCGAAUCAGCUUAGGUUUGAAGUUUGAAUGAAAACUCGUGUAUUUAUUCAUUGAUGCUAUUUUUUGAGUUGGAGCGCAGAAAAGGACUCUAAAAUAGCUUUUCUUUAAGUGCGAUUAGAUCCAACUUUCUCGGUUUAAAACAACUAUAAAUAACUUAAGAAAAAGAUCUCCAUUCCUCUUGGACGUCGGCCCAAAAAUGGCAACAUUUUAUCAGACGCCUCUCUGAUAUCAAUCUGAGUAGAGCGAGAAAAAAGAAGUUAGAACUUUUGCCACGCCGCGCCGUCGAAACCAAUCCAAUCAGUCCACCGCCUCCUCCACUAGCCAAUGAUAACGCUUUAGAGCUCCUGUGACAACGAGACAAUAAUCAUUGAUAGCACCGCAACUGGCAUUAUCAAUAUUUGGCGCUCUCUGAUAAACGCUGAUAAAAUGUUGCGAUUUUGGCGACGCCACCACCUGUCAAGUGCAAAUCGAUCGUGUAGGGAGAAACGGAUUGUACAAGGGAGAAUUUUGGGUUGUUUAGAUACAAAAGCUGAUGAAGUUGGUUCUAUUUGAAAACAUGGAAAUUUUGAAGAGUCGUUCGAAAACAGGUGAAAUUGAGGUUUUUUUCAUUUUUGGUUCGAAAGUUCAAAAUUUUUAAUAGAGCCGGUGGGUCAUUGAAAAGCAUAUCCUUAGACCACAGUUGCUUCGAAAAAUCGGCUUUUUCAUGUUUUUUUCGAAGCAACAUUUUCUUAUGGCGUACUUCGUACCCAAACAGUUCAAAAAACAUCUUACAAAAAACCAAACAAAAAAAAGCGGUAACCUCUAGGGUGGGCUUUUGUACGCCUACUGUUUGACCUGGCGCGGCGCUUUUAAGUCUAAACGAACGAAGAAACAGUUUUUCGCUCCUUUUAUUCUAUAGUAAGGCAAAUAUGUCUGGGAAAUCUGGGUAAAGUAGAAAAAGUUGUCUGGGAUUCUUUUUCUAGGAAGAGUCUUUUUUGAACUUUAAGUUUUUUGGAUGGAAGUGAAGGUGUUCUUGAGCUGGGUUUUAAAAGGCUGAAUCGAAUUUUGAAUUUUAUUCAUCAAUGGGAAAGCCUGGAAAAAGCUUAAUAGUCAUAAAAACGUAACUGGAUUAAUUAUCCGGCUCAAAAUUACGAAAAAAAACAGGUCGCGAAAGCAGUAUCGAAAUCUGAAAAAGUCAUUUUUUCUUUGAGAUGUGUACGUCUUCAAAACUCUGUAGAUGCUUGACUAAACCUUCCUCUCUCCUACUCGAUUUUAAAACGUUUUCGUAGCUUUACCUACCGAAUCAAGGCGUUUCCGACUAGACUUUCUUUUUGCCUCAUGUCACACAAUCACGGAGCAAAGUGCACUCACCACAGAAAGGUGACGGCGAGCCGUGGCAAGUGUUUUAUUUUAAAAAUGGCGCCGGCGGCUGUCCGGCCCGGUACGGCCAGACACACUUUUGCGUGUGCCGCCGCGUUCGCCACCGGAAAUUUCGCUAUCUCUAUUUUUUCUUUUCUCUUUGUCGUUCCCGAGUUCUCGAGGAGCUCAUGAUGAGCCUGAACCUGACAAAAGUGCACUCGUGAAGGCGAUGAUGAACCGAUCAGCUGUUCUCUCAGACGUCUCUGAGUACUUUUACCUCGAAAUUUUUGAGAAAAUGUUUGGAAGAGGGGUGAGAAGCUGAACUGAGGGAAGUGGAAGUGGUCAUUUGAGGGACGCUUGAUGCUCACCUCUUGGAAGAUGAAAAAGACGUUUGGCAAGCAAAAAUGAAGCUUUUCCAUUGAUCUACUAAAAAUCGCAAAAUUUCUGUAUUUUCGAGGAAAGUUUUUUGCCAGAAAAGUCCGAAUCAUAGCAACAGUCGGAGCAAAGAAAGUUGCAGAAAGUUUGGAGCAAUGUUUUCAAAAAGUACUCAAUUUUGAGCGAUUUCAAAUAAAACAUUAAAAGCUCCACUAGAGGCACAUUCAUUUGAUUUUCAGUGACAGGAAACUUGGUAUGAAAAAAAAAACCAACGAAAAUUCAAACGGCGACUUUUCCGAUUUUUUCAUAUCGCUAGGGAACUUUCCGACGGCCACCUUUCCGCCGAAUCUUUUUCCGACUUUUUUUCCCUUAUGUUUUUCGGUUUAUAAAACAUCUAUAAACAUUUUUUUCCCUAUUUAUUUGUUUUUUAAUCAUGAAACAACUACCUACAUUAUAUAGGAUGUUUUAAAACGAAGAUUUUAUCGAGAAAAAAAAGUCGGAAAAAGAUUCGUCGGAAAGGUGUCCGUCGGAAAGUUCCCUAGCGAUAUGAAAAAAUCGGAAAAGUUGCCGUUUGAAUUUUCGCUGGUGUUCUUUUCGUACCACCGGAAACUUCUCAACGUACGUUUCAAACAAAAAAUAAUACGUGACAUUUUAAACUCAAAAACUAAUUCGAGUUUGGCUGAUUUUUUGGUUUCCAUCCAUAUCAUUGGAAAAGCUUCUGCUCUCCACACAAUCGGAGCGCAAUCGGAAAAGAAAAAUUGAUGACAGCGGGGCCACCGGGCACAGAAGGUGUAAGGAAGAAGGCGAAAGUGUACGCGUCCCUGCUCACGUGUGCUGAUUCGUACAACUCUCGUUGUCGACGAUUGAUCAAGAUUCGGUGGGGAUCCGUUUGGACUCCCGAAACCUGAGUUCAAUUCCGGGAUCGACGGACACUUUUUGAAGGCUCUGUGGAGACUUCAAGAUGUGAUGGAUAUUUUGGAUCAGAAUCUUGAAAUUUUGAAGUUGGAAUAUUGGUGUUUCUGCCAAGUGGGGAGGUUCAAUGGUCUUUUUAAGCACCUUGGAGGUUUUUUUGAAGGAUACAUGGACUUGAAGAUGCAUAGGAUCUGAGCUUUUGAGCUAGGGAAUUUGAACAAAGUUUUUCAAAACGCGUAAUUCAUUUUUUCUCCCCGAAUGAACCAACAAUUCUAACUGAUUUCAAAUUUCUGCAGAGGCUGAUCCUCACAUAGAAUUUUUUUAAUUUUUUUGAAAAACCGGCAAAAAAAGCUCUGCUAAGCUCUAAAUGAAGAUCCGGAAACCAAAAAAAUGCAUGAAAUUCUAUUUUUUUGAAAUACUUCCUCAGUAUUUGCUCUUUAUAAAUAUCUUCCAUUUUUUUAUUCUAAUAGUUCAAAAAGUUGGAAAAAAAUCUUGAGCUUUUGCCCAUUUACAGUUGAUUUUUCCGCAGUUUGUCACAUCGAAAUAGAUUAUUUAGAGAGAUUUUUUUGAAAACUGCUUUUUUUCUUUCUUCCUUUUUUUGACCAAUUUGAUAGAAGUACCAUUUAUUUCAUCCCAGUCUGAAAGUUUAUUUCAGCAGAGAUUCGCUCAAAAAUUAACGACGCCUGAUGGCAUCGGAGAAAAAAAAACGAGAAUUUUUUACGACCUUUUCUUGCCACCCGAAUUCUUCGUCUUUUUCUUCUAUUUCUGUACGAUGAGACAAAGAAGAAGAAGAAGGACACGACGGUAAUUAAUAACCGUUGCGAAAAACGAAGGGCAGCGUGAAAUAUUGAAUAAAUGUGUUGAGAAAAACCGGCCAAGCUCGUUUUUCAACAGCCUUCUUAAAGUUCGUUCGGACUGAUUUUUAUCGGGAUUUCUGGGCUUUUUGAAGUUUUUUGUAGGGAUUUUUGAAGGAAAAAGGUUUCUUGUUGGAAUCAAAAAAUUUUUUUGGUUAUAGUGAAGUUUUAGUACUCUGGUGAAAUUUUCCAGCUUUUUUUCUUCCCUGAGUUGAUUUUUUUAGCUUCCAAAAAUAAAUCAGAUAAUGAAAUCUGACUAACCAAGGUUCAUAUUGCAAAAACGUUUUUAAUGUUCUAAAAACUAUUUUUGACCUCCAUAGAAAAAUCCAAGUCUGUCAAGGUUGAAGAACAUAGCAGAUGAUGAUGAUAUGUGUGCAUGUUCCUCCAUCGAAACGAUCAAAUUCGUUUUUUUUUUCUCAUUUUUUCAUCUUUUCGGCUAUGCAUGAUAGCCCCAACUUCCAAGGUCUUUUCCAGCGUCUCCGCGCUGAGAAAGUCACAUUAGUUUGGUUUUUUGUCUUUUUUUCGAGAUUUCCAGGGAAGAUAAGGUAGAAAAAAGAAGACUGAAAAAAUUUUCGAAUAAAAAAUGCCACUUUUUCCCUUGGAAAUGAGCUCUAAUGAGGAGAAAGCAUAAGAACAGCUUUGAAUUUACUGUUUUGUUUUUCGAAUUUUUAAAGCUUUUUUCCAAUAAAAAAUAUAGUUUGAAAAAUAAAAUUCUUUAAAUUUGGCCGCAAUAAAAAAUGUUUCCCCUAUUUCUUCAAGACCGAUUAUUAUAUUUGCUUCAUUUUAAACAUCUUGUCCGCAUUCGGAAUGGGCUCAGAAUGCGCGCUGCUUUUUUUAAAAGCUGUUUUUUCGAAGCCGAUUCGAGUUGAGCCAUACUCCUUGCGACCGUUUCGAACCGCAAUGAAUAGACUACAAGUUAAUCCUAGCCUUUCUUCUCAAAAUUGAGCGAAAAACGUGAAAACUCAACUGAAAACUGAAUAUUCGGGUAAUCAAUGCUCUAAGAAAAAAUCGCAGUCCAAUAAUUUACUUUUUGAGUCCAUUCUUACCAUUUCUCCAACUUGAACAAAUAGCGAAAAGGGCAAAAAUGCAACAUUCAAGUGCGCGGCGACCCUCGAACAGUCGUUCUUUCUGCGUUUUCCCGAUUUUUUUCUGUCCGAAACUAACUUGAGAUGGAAAAGAAAAGAAAACGGAGGUAAGAACGGUGUUCUUCUGCCGUCUCUUUGAGCACAGCCGGUCGGCGGCCUCGGGUUUUUUCUCUUUUUUUUUUCUCCGUCGGCGGUUCGUUCCUGCGUUCCCCCACAAACACACAGCCUCUCCCACAUUGCACUUUUUUCUUUUUUUGCCUUUGCCCAACCGUCCGCGCCGUUUGGUUUUUGUGUGUGACGUUUUGUCGUUGGCACUGGGGGAGAAGGAGAUUUCGAGGGGUUUUUUUGACCGUAAUUAAUUAUCCAAUUUAAUGAAGGUGAUAAGAGUGGAGAAGGGCGAAUGCAAGAGAAACACUUAAAGCAGAAAAAUACUGACUCAGAGUUUUAGAUUUUUUGAGAUUGAGGUAAGAAACUUUGGCUGCCCUUUUUCAAGUUUUUGAACUUUUAGGACUCACAGAAUGUUAAAAUCAGAAAGUUGGACUUUUUUGUUUGAAAUGAACUUUUCCUGAUAUUUCCAAUUAGAAUGUUCCGGAUCAUCCAAAUCAAGUUUCUUCAAAUCAAUCUUUAUUUCAACUCGAUUUGAGAUUUUUUUCAUUUUCAAAUGACUCCUUCAUCAAGUUCAGCUCGUUCUAGAUCAUCUUAAUUUUUACAAGACCUUGAAAAAACUAAAAAAAAACGGAAGCACUUGAUGCCCAUCACACAAAACGGUAAUUCGACUCGGAAUCAGAAUCCAAAGUCGAAUUAGCCGCGUCUCGUUUGGCGCUGGGGACCUCUUUGAUGUGUUCAAUCGAAGGAGAAACAAAAAAAAGUCAACUCUUCCUUGAGAAGAACCUUAGAUAUGGCCGCGCACCCUGGCCAAGCAAACAAGAAAUGAGAGAGGAAAAAAAAGAGAAAACCGAUCAGUUGCCAGAUAACGGUUCAACUGACUGACGGUUCCUUUUUUUCGAUUCGAUAAGUUUUUUUGAAAGAAUAUCUGGGGCUGUUUGAAGUGAAAAUAGUUGCUGGACAAGUCAGAGAAGGAAAAAAAAACAUCUCGGGAAUUUACUUGAAAAAAACUCAGAAGGAUGAAAAGGGAAGUUUCUGGACCAUAACACAUUCAAUUUUUUUUUUUUAUAAUUUAAAGGCGCAUGGGUUGGACUAUUCAAAAGAGUGUAGAUUUGAUGCCGAAUCGGACGUCAAAGCAAAAAAUGCAGUCACUUUUUUGAAAAAAAAACUCACAGUGUAACUUUCUCGAAGCACUUAGGGAGUGCGGUAGAUUCCCAGACACAUUCUCCUUUCUUCUUUGGAAACAAAGACGACGGAUGGGAACCGAACCAUUGCUCAGACUAGAGAACUUGCACUUUUAUUUGCGGGCGCGUGAACGAUUCUUUGUUCCGAGGAAUCGGAAAAAUAUUGUUCUCAAGUCGAUUUUUUGCAGAGAUUCCGGUAUGGCUGAAGACGUUGCGAUUGCACAAGUACACGAAUUUGUUCGAGAAUCUGAGCUACGAGCAGAUGAUGGCCCUGGACGAUGCGCAGUUGGAAAAGAUGCAGGUUUCAAUAUCUACUGAAAAAAAAAUAAAAAUAAAAAUUAUUUUUCAAGGUUACGGCUGGCGCAAGGAAGAAGAUUCUGCAGUCGAUUGAUAAGUUGAAGCUCCGAGCGCCGCACUUGAGGAUCUUGGAAUUUGUGAGUAGAUGAAUCAGACGUCGCGUUACUCGUUUCAAGUCGGAUGCAAGCAAUCCUUGGAGCUUUGAGUUAUUUCAUAUGUGGAUAAUAAAAAAAAGAUCCUAAGAAAAAUUACGAAAAAAUAAGCUGCAUUGAGUCGCGUCGCGGUUGCGCAGCGGUCGGAUCAAAAACGCCAGAAGCUUAUGAAUCGUUCGGAUCGACUCAUAGCAAAGAACUUUACCUUUCAAAAAACGUUUCCAAUUUUAAGUGAUUUUCCUCAUUUUUGAUCUUUUCAGGGCCUGACGAAGCAACCGCAGAAUCAAUGCUUGAGAUGUGCGAUCUGCACAGUCCGACAGAUGCUCUCCAGCCCCUUGAAGCGGUUCGAGCCUCCGACUUUGAACGAGUUGAACCGAAGAGGCCCUGCCUCCUCGUUGGAACCGGCCGCGGUCGGAGACGUCGACUGCUUCCACGUCCCCUUCUUCAUGAUCUCUGAUGAGGUUAGUAAAUAAACUUGGCAGCUCAUUUUCUUUAGAGUUUCUUCCAAGAAUCUGAAGACCUUCUCAAAUUUUGAAGGCGUCCCUUAUAAUGACUAGACGUGAAAAAGAAGUCGAAAAGUCUGCCAAUUUAGCUGAUCAUUUUACAGAACCUCACGGGAAUGCUGUUCCGAAUGGCGAUGCUUCUUCACGCGCUCGCCUUCCCACAAACGCAGCAGCAACCGUUGGCGGAACUCGAAGACGAGUACCUCCUCAUGAUUUUCUCCAUCUUCGAUCGGAUCGUCAACAGUGAUGUGAGGAUUCUAUCAGCCUAGCCUGACUUUUGGUUCUUAGGUUCUCAUGUAGCUUUGGUUGAUUUCAGACUUUGGAAGCUUUUUCACAUUAAAGUUAAUAUAAUGGCUAGAAUGUAAAUAUUCCAAGUCUAACUUCAAUAAGCUAAAAUUCGGAAAGAAAAAGAGUUUCACAAAUUUCAAAUUCUAGUCCUUCUCCUACGCUCAACAACGCCACGCGCUGGUCCUCAAGAAGCAAGCUCGACGUUACGUCUGUCCGAUGGAGCUUCGGAAACAUCGGAUGGGAAUGCCGCACACGCAACAGUGCGAAAGGUGCCAUCACGUUGAAGCCGUCGCAAGAGACCGCAUGCUUGAACAACGGGAGAAGCAGGAACGACAGCAACAACAGGCCGCGCUGAUGGGUUUGACCAUCGAUCCCAUGGAAAAUGGCUCGAAUCAGCCUUCCCUCCAGCAAUGGGUCCUUUUCCAGAAGUACUAUGUGAGUUUGACCGAAAAAGGUCUUUUUUCCAGUCUAGUCUAUUACUUUUGAAAGAAAACCAUCUAAUUUUUAAUCCAAUGAGAAAUGGUCGGUCUCUCUUUUACUGCCGUCUUUCUCAAAUCUCUUUCGCUCGGGAGUUUUAUCAAAUUAUUUCCAGGAAAUGUGCUCCGUCGGUCCUGACGCCAACAACGAGAUCAAGCAGUUCAACGACGUGAACGAGAAGUUCGCCUACAUUCAGCUGCAGCACGCCGAGCAGCAGAAGGCCAAACAGAGCCAGCUACCUCCGCGAAAUCAAGACCCCAGCGGCAAGCUCCGAAUGCAGCAGAACCAGAACCUGCAAGCGAGGACCGUCGCCAAGUUUGGAGGAGGUCCAAGGCUCAUUCCGCCUCCGCCACCACCUCAGCCUCAACCUCAACCGCAGCCUCAGCUUUCGCAGAUGCCGCGGCGACAACUUCAGCCUCAACAGCAGAACAUCCGGCCUCAGCGAUGUCCAGUUCCAGUACCUACCCCGCCACCACCACCGCCGCCGCCGCAGAACAAGCGGCCGCAGAAGGAGAACAUCCUGGACUUGGCCAAGAUCUGGGAGCCGACCAGCGAGCAGUACCCGACCGUGUCAAACUUGCCGCAGUACCGGUCCUCGACCAGUGACGCCUCACUUUGGCCUCCCGCCACCAUCUACACCUCCAAAGACCUGGUCGAACUCCAGAACGACGGCGAAUUCGGUGCAAAGAGUAACUUCAGCUCCCUGGCCGAUAACUUUGUCCAGAACUUGUCGGUAAGGGUUUUUGAUGUUUUUUUCAUGUUAAGGGAUAGAAAAAAUAAGAGAUUCUUUAACGUUUUCGCAAAGUAUUUUUCUGCAUGACAAAUAUUCAGAAAGUCUUGGAAAAAUACUUGAUUCUCUUGCAGAUGUCACCCUGGACACCGCUCUCUUCCGAUGUCCUCAGCAACUUCGCGGUCGACGCGACGUCUGGCUACUCUUCUGGCUGUUCUUCCUCCAGCGGCGACGGCUCUUCAUUCGCGUCCGGAUCUCCUCGGUCGCGCUCCCUAUCCGGCGCGAACGGCGUCGAGUCGCGACCCCUGCAAAGUCGCUUCGACUUAGGCAACAUCAUGCUCGGAUCGCAUCUGGACGCCGUCUGCAGGAGUGUCGUCAACUUGGACCUUGGCGUUUCAUGCACGCCCAAUUCGAGUAUCAUGUGA